Molecule: messenger RNA, 1195 nt
Organism: Gekko japonicus
Lineage: Eukaryota; Metazoa; Chordata; Lepidosauria; Squamata; Gekkonidae
Product: rho-related GTP-binding protein RhoG-like
Exons: 2
Coding region: 94-669 (191 amino acids)
Biological process (GO): actin filament organization; regulation of cell shape; establishment or maintenance of cell polarity
Cellular component (GO): cell projection; cytoplasmic vesicle; cytoskeleton
Molecular function (GO): protein kinase binding; GTP binding; GTPase activity
Source: RefSeq, a predicted model, not a curated record
GGUUCUGACUGCCGGAUACUGCUUCGCUUGGGCUGGUUGCGGGCACCGGGAUCGCGCGCGGGGCCGAAGGACUUUUCCCUUCAGGGCAAAACAAUGCAGACGAUAAAGUGUGUGGUUGUUGGAGAUGGUGCUGUGGGAAAGACCUGCUUGCUCAUCAGUUACACCACCAAUGCAUUCCCUGAGGAAUACAUCCCCACAGUGUUUGACAACUACAGUGCUCAGAUGACAAUGGACAGCAGAAUGGUUAGCCUGAAUCUCUGGGACACUGCAGGCCAGGAGGAGUAUGACCGGCUGCGCACCCUCUCCUACCCUCAGACCAAUGUGUUUGUCAUCUGCUUUUCCAUUGGGAGCCCUUCUUCAUUUGCCAAUGUGCGGCACAAGUGGCACCCUGAAGUCUCUCACCACUGCCCUAAUGUGCCAAUCCUUCUCGUUGGCACCAAGCGGGACUUGAGAAGUAAUGUGGAGAUGGUGAAAAAGCUGAAGGAGCAGAGCCUGGCUCCCACCACCCCGCAGCAGGGGGUUUCACUGGCCAAACAGAUUGGAGCAGUCAAAUACUUAGAGUGCUCUGCACUGAACCAGGAGGGGGUGCGAGAAGUGUUUGCAGAAGCUGUGCGGGCAGUGUUGUAUCCUGUGACAAAGAAGAACUCAAAGAAGUGCCUUUUGUUGUAGUCACCAAGGACUGUGACUCAAAGACUGAGGGCUUGGGAUGUUUGUGAGGUUCCUUCUGAAUCUAAUUGCAUCUUGCACUAAUGGCUCUAAAGAGAAUUUCUUGCAGCAAAUACUCCUGCAGUUCAGGUACCAGGUCCGGCAGACUGAAAUGAGCAGUUUGAUUCCAGGGUUAAGGAUCAGCCUCUCCAGCAAAUUUCCAGUGCCUCUGCCUACAUAGUUCUCAUUCUACAGCUGGGAGACAUCUUCAUAGCGAAACCCCUUCUUCACACCAGAAACUGAAUAGUCGUCCUUGACAGAGACAGUGAUCAGUUUCGGGGGUUUUUUACGUUGCUGCUUUCCCCUGGCCAUUAGUCGCCAGUCAGCUGUCUUUUGUAGACAGGGCUGUGUCUUUCCCAUAACCGUACUCCAACAUCUUAGGAGUUUGAAGUAUCUCUGCUGUGGCGCAUGAGUCCUGGUAUGCUGAAGUCUAAUCAUGAUCCAGAAAAGUUCAAUGUUAAAACCAUCUGUGAUAAUAGACAUCAGACAU